UUUCGGUGAAUAUUAUGAACGUUUACCAAGCAUUCUAAACUAAGUUGUCGUAGACUAAUUUUCUAAAAACAAAUAAAUCAAAAAGAGAGAAAAGAAAGAAAGAAAACGUCACGUAAUUUGAAGAAAGCGCGGCAGGAAUCGCAGCGUUGGAUGAUAAUGACGUUCUGCUUACAGCUCAGUCGAAACGUUCGCUCAUUUCCUCUGAAAGUGAAACAAACCCAUUUCACUCAACUAGAAGCUGCUUAAAGUACCACCACCCAGUUUGAAACUUUGUGUUUUUGUUUCGAGAAGAAAUCCCCCCACCAAGUUAUCAACUUCUGAAGAGACUUUUCUUCUUUUCGACGCUUUUAUUUGACCCUGUCAGCCGUCGGCUUCACAGCUCUAGCUCUAACGACGGAGAUGGACAGGACACUGCUGAACAAAAUUGACGAGGGACUGGAGUCUACAGAGGUAGAGGAGCUGUGCUUCCUGUGUAGCGACAUCGUCAAGAGAAGGCAACUUGAGGACAUCAAGUUUGCAAGGGACUUGUUCCUGAAACUGGAGGAGAAAGAUUUCUUGAACAGUGCAUUCCUCGCUGAGCUGCUCCGCACCAUCCAACGAGAAGAUCUCUUCAACCAGCUGAAGAGCGACAGCAGUGAAAGGGAGGAAACGGACGCCUCUCCUGCUUACCUGUCUGAAUACAGGUUGAUGCUCUAUAAAUUACACAUGGAUUUGACCAACAUCUAUGUGGAGAAGAUGAAGUUUCUACUCGGCGAUCACAUUGCCAAACGACAACUGGACACCUGCAAAACGGCUUUAAACGUGUUUGCUGAAAUGGAGAAGGCAGGUAUGAUCACUAAAAACAACGUCGAUAAACUCCACAAGCUCAUGAUCGACAUUGAGAAUAAACCGCUGGAACAUACUGUCAAAGGGUUCAAAGAUAGGCUCCCUCCAACAGGUGCAGAAGGAGGUGUUAACAAUCAUAACGGACAACAGGCGAAGGCGCCACCCGAAGACACAGACGAGUUCUACAGUCUGACACAGGAUCCUCGAGGUUUGUGUGUGAUCAUCAACAACGAGGACUUCAAAGGACCUAAAUACAAAAAACGUCUUGGAAGCAAAAAGGAUAACGAAAAUCUGAGCAAUCUGUUCAAACGCUUCGGCUUUGUUCCGGAAAUACACGAAGACCUGACAGCCGAUAAGAUUACAGAGACGCUCAAAGAGCUGUGCAAGAGGGACUUUUCUAAAGACGAUGCUUUGGUGGUGUGUCUGCUAUCCCACGGAGAAAAAGGUGCCAUCAUCGGAAUCGAUGAAAAGGAUGUGAUGCUGGAACAAAUAUUUGAGUCGUUCAAGAACGUUUCCACCUUGUUUGGGAAGCCCAAGCUCUUCUUCAUUCAGGCAUGUCAGCAGGAGGUGUCUCAAAGGACAAACCGGGAAGAGCCAUCCAAAGAGACGCCAUCCAAUUCUGUCUACUCGGAUGCAAGUCGUCCUUCUACGGAUGGAGACAUUUUGAUUGGCAUGGCCACAGUGCCUAACAGCAUCGCUUUUCGGCACACGGAAAAUGGCUCCAUAUACAUCCAGGUACUCUGCCAGGAGCUGAAAAAUGCAGCUGAAAGUCCCCGGAGAGAGAUGACAUACACCGUCUUAACGCAUGUGAACAGGAAGGUCCACAGCCAUUUUCAGAUACCUAGUAGGCAGAUGCCAGAGCCCAAAUACACUCUCACCAAGAGGCUCGUCUUGAGAUUUGUUUGAACUGUCUGGAACCGUGACUACGUAUUCGAUGAUCUGAUAUGCGCUGGAUUCUAGUUUACAAGUGUGUAUGGGUAUGAGUCUUUGAGUUUCUGAAUGGUUCUGUUUGUUAGGUAAAUUUUUGCAUUUUGGUAAAUCAAACAUAAAAGUUGUCAUAGAAUCACAUAUUUUGAAAUUUAAUGAAAUAAAUCGAAAAGGAAAUGAAAAAAGGU
Molecule: messenger RNA, 1940 nt
Organism: Gambusia affinis (western mosquitofish)
Lineage: Eukaryota; Metazoa; Chordata; Actinopteri; Cyprinodontiformes; Poeciliidae
Product: caspase-8-like
Exons: 11
Coding region: 400-1731 (443 amino acids)
Biological process (GO): proteolysis; negative regulation of extrinsic apoptotic signaling pathway via death domain receptors
Molecular function (GO): cysteine-type endopeptidase activity; protein binding
Source: RefSeq, a predicted model, not a curated record